Messenger RNA from Chiloscyllium plagiosum (whitespotted bambooshark), 1091 nucleotides. The record is from RefSeq and is a predicted model, not a curated record. Lineage: Eukaryota; Metazoa; Chordata; Chondrichthyes; Orectolobiformes; Hemiscylliidae.
AUCCAAUCUUCCCCUUUUGAGAAUUCUAACCCCUUUCUUGACCUCUCUCUGCCCCCAGACGUGCCACACAGCUAUGUCCAUUAUUACGCCAACCCCAGCUAUCACACGCUUUCCCAGUAUCGACCGAGUCCCCCACCUGUGCCGCAGCUCCCCAACAACCACGACAGGACCAGCUCCAUCAAGACCACCAACAACCAACUCUUUGCCAAGAAGAUGAAUGAGGAGAGGGACCAUGUGGGAGUUGGGCACCUGGAGACCAACGCCACCUUGCCAGCUGACUGGAAACAUAGCCCCAAACACAAGGACUUCGGUGCCUGUGGCAUGGACAGAAGUUACAGCUACAGCAACAGUCUGGCUAAAUACUAUAACACAGGGGGACCCCCCCAGGGAGCAGACGGGGAAACUGGUCAGGGCCCCCAGCUCCCUCCAGGACAUUACGCCUCCCCGAAGAACAGCCACAUUCCUGUACACUAUGACCUUCCCCCAGUCCGGCACUACCCGCCGUCGCCUCCGUUACCCCGGCAACACCGCUAGGCCCGGGCCCCACUCCCAUGGCGCAGGUGUCCCUCCUAUUGAUCCCCAGCCCACGGGCAGGGCGCUCCCAUUGGCCCUCGGGCCCCUCUGCUCCCCCAGAUGAUGUAAAAAACAGUUUCUGUUUGGUUCCUCCUCCUCUUGUUCUACCCAUUAAUGGUCCCAAUUGGGCAGCCCAGCGUUCCCCUCGCUGGUUACCAUGGAGAUCAUGUCCCCCCCUUCCCCUCCCAAUGGGGUGAGGGAAGGACAAGGAAUGAAGGUGGGACCCAGAGAUACAUCGGCCACACAGGACAAUAGGGGCCCACACAGGGCAACACAGACCCCAGGAGAACACAGAGAAACACAGGUCCCAGGAGAACAUAGGGAAACACUGGCCACACUGGGAAACAGAGAGCCCAGGAGAACAUGGGGAAACACAGACCCCAGGACAACACUGGCCACACAGAGAAACACGGGGCCCAGGAGAACAUGGGGAAACACAGGUCACAGGGAAACUCAGGCCACAAAGCAGCGCACAGACCAACAGAAACAAAGGCCAGAAGGAAAUGCAAACUAUUCCA